This is a messenger RNA of Morone saxatilis (striped sea-bass), 2005 nucleotides long. RefSeq names its product proline-rich protein 5-like. Lineage: Eukaryota; Metazoa; Chordata; Actinopteri; Moronidae. Gene Ontology annotation, cellular component: TORC2 complex. Gene Ontology annotation, biological process: TORC2 signaling. The record is from RefSeq and is a predicted model, not a curated record.
AACCAGCUGCUGACUCGUGGUCUGUCUGAAGUCCUGGAUCAGGUCCACCCCCACUCUGGUGAUGAGCAGCUCGUCGUCCUCGCCGAAAUGUGGGACAGAUUCUUCACAGAGAUCCUCCCGACCCUGCAGGCCAUCUUCUACCCCGUCCAGAGUCUCGCCAUCUGCGGUCGUCGGGGUUGUUGCUAGGCGACCAGUCCCAGCCGGAGAUCACCGUCACCGAGCACCACAACUCCUCCGACUCAUCGUCUCUGGCCCCGCUGGUGGAGCAGGAGGGCGAGGCCUACCUGGAGAAGUCGGGCGGCGUGCGGCGCCACACGGUGGCCAACGCGCACUCCGACGUGCGGCUGCUGUCGGCGUCGGGCAGGAUGCAUGCUGGGACGGAGGAGGACAACGGGGUGGGAGGGGGCGAGGGGAGUGUGGAGUUCCUGGUGGCCGGUGGGCCGAUGAGUCCCCGACCGUUCUCCAGCCAACCGGACAUGGUGGAGUCUCCGAGGGGAGGAGUUAUCUGCUGAGACAAUACGGGACAGGAAAUAACAGGACAGUAUGGGAAUUUCAAAAUAAGACAUAAAAAGAGAAGAUGGGACAAGAUAACAGAGAAUAAGACAGGAAGUAUACAGUGAGGAUAGUGCGGGAAACAGGAAGUGACAAAACAGGAAACAGAAAACAGGAAACAGGAAACAGGACAGUGGAAGUGUUGAUCCAGCUCCCAGCAGGAGGAACAGCUCCGGGUCCGUACUGGAUCUGAACCAGUGAAUCUGGUGUUUAUUAAAGCACUGGUCCUGGAUCAGGGUUUGUUGUGGUCCUGGAUCAGGGUUUGUUGUGGUCCUGGAUCAGGUUUGUUGUGGUCCUGGAUCAGGUUUGUUGUGGUCUUAUGGACUGCAGGUUCUGGUUCUGCUCAGGUCAUGUACAUACGUUCUGUUUUAGGAUUGUUAACGAAUAAUAAAGAUUAAUUAAACUAAUUCAGACCUUUAAAUGUUCAACUGUGUUUUCUUCAGCAGAUGUUGGUGAACACGUUGUAAGCCCCGCCCCUUUUAGGCGGACGCUUCGCAAGCCCCGCCCAUUUCAGACUGAUACUUCACAAGCCCCGCCCCUUUUAGAACCUCAGCCAACUUCCUGUGCUUAGAUAUAAAUAAAGACAACCACAUUUUGAAGAUGGUUAGAAGAUAAGAAACAUUUAAAUAGUCUAACUAAUCUGCACCAAUGGUUAGCUAGGUAAUUAGUGUUCCAGAUGUAACUAGCUAGCUAACUAUUAAUGUAGAUUAGCUAGCGAAUUAGCUACUAACUAAUUAACUAGCGGCUUCAUUACUGUGAUUAUUGUUAAUUUCAGAGGUCGCCAUCAACUCGUUAGCUAUGUUCAGUAUAAAUACCUUAAAUAAUGUAAAAGCUAUUGUGAACAGACAGAAACCUGCUCACUGUCACUGAGUCUUUUACCUGCGCUGCUCCAGAUGAAUUUAAGGCAUUUAACAGCCUAACUGCUCUCGUCACUGCCUGACCUCUGACCCCUGACCCAGGCUGGAUAGGGAGCAGUAUUGAGGUCACAUGUCACUAAAUCCUCACAUCUAAUUCCUCUGCUUCCUUCCUGGUCCUGUAGAUCCACUGACUGACUCAGAUCGUCUGUUUUAUUUCUCAUUAACUGAUUUCUGGUUAUUUUGCUCCUGUAACAUAUUCUUUAACACUGAUAUCAUAAAAAUAUCCAAAGGGCACAGACAUGUUAUUUUUUAAUAUACGACACCAAAAUUGAUCAAAUGUUGCCCUUUGUAAGGGAUGUUUAAGUACAAUAUAAUAAAGAUAUUCAGCGAGUACGAUUGGAAAGCUCAUUUUCCUCUGAGUAAACUUUAUAUCCAAAUAUGUUGAUUUGUUUUGUGGUAACUGUUGAUGAAGAACUGAGGACACGAACAUUCACUAACUAUACAUUAGAUUUUCUCAGAAUGUAACUUUAUUAAGUCAAAACCAAAAAGUAUUUUAUGUGAAACAAUUGUUUAAAAAAAUAGUUUUCCAGCAUAAA